GCUGUAGUGAAGUUUCUUACGGGGUCGUCAGAAUGAAGGGCGCCGUUCUUGCAGUUUUUGCAACGCUUUUGGCAUUGAGCAGUGCCGCCGAUGAAAUUUGUUUAGGCGUACCGGAUGGGUCAUACGUGAGGGGCCGAUACACCUGCCAGGAUUUUUACUUUUGCGCUAGUGGAAAUGCCUACUUCCAGAGUUGCCCUCCCGGAUUGUGGUUCUCACUAGAACAGCAAGCCUGCGUACCGCCAGAAGAAUCCGACUGUGAAUACGAACAAAUUCCCGGACUGCCGGAGCCCCCGAUGCCUGAACCUAAUCCGGAGUGUGAAGAGGUCGAAAAUUUCAGCUACCUCGCCGCCCAAGACAGUUGCCAAUUUUACUAUCAAUGCAUCGACGGAUACUCCUAUCGGCUCUCCUGCCCGAAAGGAUACUGGUUCAAUUUUGAGUUCCAGCGAUGCGGAAAUCGGUACGAGUUCUCAUGUGACUUGGAAUUAUCCACACCCUCUCCCCCGAUGCCCCCACCAAGUCCCUGCGCUGGCAUACAAAACUUCGGAUUAGUACCAAACAUUUAUCACUGUUACGCCUUCUAUAUGUGCAUCAUGGACCGACAUUUCCCGAUGACAUGUGAGGGCAAUCUGUGGUUCGAUCGUGCCACCCACACUUGCAGGGAUCCGGCCGAGGCCGAGUGCAUUCAGGCUGGACCUCCGCCACCACUUCCGCCAAGCCCUAACAUUUGCGAAAACGUUGCCGAUGGCCAGAAGGAGCUUCAUUAUCGGUUCUGUAACGAAUACUUCGAAUGCGAAAAUCAAGUAGGAACUCCACAUAUUUGUUCCGAGGGACUGUGGUUUGACGAGGACGCCCAAGACUGUGUGGCACCAAUCGAUGCCUUCUGUCCACAUGGGGGACAACCGGGAGGUCCUCCGGUUCCGAAUAUCUGCAUCGGCGCUGACGAUGGAACUCUGAUGCCCUCGGAAGUGAACUGUCAAACUUACUACGUGUGCGCCAAUGACGUGGCCUACAGAUUACACUGCGCCCAAGGACAAUUUUUCGACCGUGAAGAGCUCAGAUGCGCUCCGAUGAACGAAGUUGUUUGCCCGGUGUAAAUUUAGGAAUGGGAAUUUUUUAA
Molecule: messenger RNA, 1117 nt
Organism: Uranotaenia lowii
Lineage: Eukaryota; Metazoa; Arthropoda; Insecta; Diptera; Culicidae
Product: peritrophin-48-like
Exons: 4
Coding region: 33-1094 (353 amino acids)
Cellular component (GO): extracellular region
Molecular function (GO): chitin binding
Source: RefSeq, a predicted model, not a curated record